AUGAAUUUUUUUGGGAACAAUAAACACCCUCAGUCGACGGGGAACCCUGCGGGCGAUGCCCAGGGGCAUAACGGGUUUUUGCCUAAGUUUGCCUCUCAGACGGCAACUCCAACCAUCGCCAUCAGUUCGCAUUCAUACGCUAUGGGGACUACAGGUGUCACCACCGAGAACGUAAUCUCUCAAAUGAAGCUUAUGAAUGACGAUGACGGCAACUACGACGGUUCUGGUAACGCGGGGCAACACCAGGCACCAUCAACACAACAACAACCAGGUGCAGCGUCUCAGCAGCAAUAUGAAUACCGUGACACCGUGAGGAGUGACCCGAUGGGGCAACAGAACCCAGCAAUAGUGAUAACGGGCCAGAACAAUGGGAGUGACCAAGCGAAACAAAACUACUCGGCAAAGGAAUCCCUCGUGCACGUCUCGAACAGUUACAGGAAUAACAAAACGUUGAGCCAUCGCGAUGCAACUAUAUCUCAGGGCGAUUGUACGGACGUCGCCACAAGAGGACUCUCCACUGCAGCUGCUGGUCCUACCAGCGGGAUACCAAGGGGGAAACUAGAAGUCACCAUCAUCCAAGGUAAGAACAUACUUACCAAGAACGCAACGUCUCAACCUUACGUUGUUUGUACUUUUGAAAGUUCAGAAUUCAUUUCAGAGGGGCCCAAAUCCUUUGAUAAGAAACCUUCGGAGAGGCAACCCAACGACGACCAGACGCACACUACGACCCCAUCUUCAAACUGGGGUGGAUCGCAACUGCCCGCGAUCAAGGAGAACCUGAUAAAGAAGUCGCUAUACACUCAUAGAUCUUCCUCCCAACUAAACCAAAUGAUAGACGAUAACAGCACGGGCGACGACAACACUUUGGAGAGUGGCCACGAUAAUUCUAACCCGAUAUGGCAUCACAAGACAACGUUUGAUGUCCUGGGUGCACACUCGGAGCUGGAUAUUUCUGUUUACGAUGCUGCACAUGAUGACAUGUUUCUAGGCCAGAUUCGGUUGUACCCAGACACAAAAUCGCAGCAAAACUCUACACACAACCAGUGGUACAAACUACAACACCGUGUUGCCGAUGAGAAAAUUGACGGUGAAGUACUCAUCAAAUGGCAUUACCACACCACGAAGAAGAGAAACUAUGGUCCAGAAGACUUUGAAGUGUUAAGAUUACUCGGGAAGGGGACCUUUGGCCAAGUUUAUCAAGUUAAGAAGAAGGAUACAAAGAGGAUAUACGCGAUGAAGGUUCUUUCCAAGAAGGUCAUCGUGAAAAAGAACGAGAUUGCCCACACAAUUGGCGAAAGAAACAUCUUGGUAAUCACUGCAACCAAGUCUUCUCACUUCAUGGUGGGUCUCAAGUUUUCCUUCCAAACCCCUUCUGACCUGUAUUUAGUGACCGACUACAUGUCCGGCGGUGAGUUGUUUUGGCAUCUACAGAAGGAGGGCCGGUUUUCUGAGGACAGAGCCAAAUUUUACAUUGCUGAAUUGGUUCUCGCUUUGGAGUACCUCCAUGACAACGAUAUCGUGUACCGGGACUUGAAACCAGAGAAUAUCCUAUUGGACGCGAAUGGGAACAUUGCGCUGUGUGAUUUUGGGUUGUCAAAGGCUGACUUGAAGGACCGCACCAACACGUUUUGUGGUACAACGGAGUAUUUGGCCCCCGAGCUACUGUUAGACGAGACCGGGUACACCAAGAUGGUUGACUUCUGGUCUCUCGGUGUGCUAAUCUUCGAGAUGUGCUGUGGGUGGUCCCCCUUCUUUGCGGAGGAUAAUCAAAAGAUGUACCAGAAGAUCGCGUUUGGUAAAGUGAAAUUUCCAAGAGAUGUUUUAUCUGCGGAGGGCCGUUCCUUUGUUAAAGGUCUUUUGAACCGGAACCCAAAGCACAGACUUGGUGCGAUCGAUGACGGGAGGGAGCUAAGGGCCCACCCUUUCUUUGCGGACGUGAAUUGGGAAGCUUUGAAGCAGAAGAAAGUGCCUCCACCUUUCAAACCGCAUUUGAACUCGGAGACGGACACGUCCAACUUCGACCCUGAAUUUACUCAGACCUCAACCUCAUACAUGAACAAGCAACCGAUUGCAGCGACUCCAUUGUCGCCGGCGAUGCAGGCACGGUUUGCCGGGUUCACCUUUGUCGACGAAUCGGCGAUGGACGAACAUUACAACAACACUUACAACAACCGCAAGUUUUUGCACAACUCUUACUUCAUGGAGCCUGGCUCGUUCAUACCGGGGAACCCUAACCUCCCCCCGGACGAGGACGUCAUCGAGGACCACGAGGAGGACGACGAGUUCAACAAGAAGAACUGUUCUGACAACGAAGAUAUGGACUACGACGGUGACCAACACAUGGACGACGAGUUUGUCAGUGGCCGGUUUGAAAUAUAG
Molecule: messenger RNA, 2379 nt
Organism: Huiozyma naganishii CBS 8797
Lineage: Eukaryota; Fungi; Ascomycota; Saccharomycetes; Saccharomycetales; Saccharomycetaceae
Gene: SCH9
Product: serine/threonine protein kinase SCH9
Exons: 1
Coding region: 1-2379 (792 amino acids)
Biological process (GO): protein phosphorylation
Molecular function (GO): protein serine/threonine kinase activity; ATP binding
Source: RefSeq, a predicted model, not a curated record